AUGGCAGGUAGACGGCUUGUCGAUGCCGCCAAGCUAUUCAAUGCCUCCAAAUCUGUCGCACAGAAGCACGUCGCGCUUCGCUCUAAUCAGUGGGACGCUUACAACAAAACCUCGUCGCUAGCCAAAGCCGUCAAGAACCAAACGGACCGCGUCACCCUCACGGCAGCCGCUGCCAUCGCCCUCUCACAACGCUUCAGCGAAGAAGCUCCCUCGUACGCAAAAGCCGCAGCCGAGCGGGCGACGAACACACAAUGGACACAGCAGGCGGAUAUACCUAGGAGAGACACUGUGAAGAGGGACACACCAGUGGAGGAUGUUAGGGAGGGUGUAGAGCAGGAUCAUCACUACGAUCGAUCUGGUCAAAAUAGCGCUCAGGCACCUCCGCCCACAGAAGAAUUGGAGGUCGAGCAGAAGAAGGCCCCCAGAUCCCCGCUACCAGACGGCACCAUACCAAGCCAAGGGUUGACACUCGAACAAGAGGAAAAGGGAAAAGAUGCGUUUUCGGAGAGGCCAGUGCAUGAGGCGCCGAAGGAACCUCUGGCGGAGGACCAGGGUGAACAAGUCCGUCACAAGGACGAGGGCAUCAAACCGGUAGAGUCUACAGAGACCACAAUACCGCUCCCCGGAAACCCCAGGGGCGCCUCUACACAAACCGCUGAAACGAUCCCCGCACACGCGAACGACCCUCAACAGACGCCAAUAUCUCCACAGGCAGAGAAGCUGCAGAAGGGUCAUGACAGAGACGUCUUCUAUACGCGAUCGGUCGAAUCGCAACCAACAACCUCAUCGCAACCUCAAUCACAGAUACCUCGGAAUUCUGGAACAAAACAGCAAAGCGACGAACACGUGUCGGAUAAGCAAAUGAAUCAGGAUGUGUUCUACAAUGUACCCAAGCCGGCGCAGGGGCAGGUGGACGAAGACCUACCAGAGGGUAUCAACACCGAUGUCUUCCAUUCGAGAAAAGUUGCUAGGAUGCUAGGAAGCGAUCCUUUCUCGAGAAAGGAAUAUGCAGAGCGGAAGACCAGUGGUAGACAUCCGUUGGAUGACAGACCCGUAGCAAAGACCACCGGCAGGCAUCCACUCGACGAUAGACCGUUGCCCUCGGUACAGCAACAAAGUCCACCUUCGACGCAGCCGAAGUCGGUUCGGCAACCUCUAUCCGCGACUACUCCAAAGGAAAUGGAAGACCUGGCAUCCCAACUUGCUCAGGACGUGCAGUCAAAUGCGGCUGCUUCUGAAGUAGCGACUCAGCCAGAGAAGUCAUCAUACGCGCUGCGAGAGUCGAGAGUCCCUUCGUCACGGUUCGGUCGCAUAUGGCAGUACGCUGGUUUAGGCACAAGCAUGGCACUCGGAGCUGUCGGUGAGGGUCUUCGACGAGCGACCGGCAGUGCUGCGUCAACUGGUGGCUCGCUGAUGCUGAGCCCUGGGAACAUGGAAAUACUGGUCGCAAAGCUCUCCCGCAUGCGAGGUGCCGCUCUCAAGCUUGGACAAAUGAUCAGUUUCCAAGACAUCAAGAUGUUGCCACCGGCAAUUCAUGAUGUCUUGCAACGGGUGCAGGAUAGCGCAGACUACAUGCCGGCCUCACAACGGAACAAAGUCUUGAGCAGCAACCUUGGGGACGACUGGCGCGAUCUUUUCGAAUCGUUCGAAGAUGUACCCAUUGCGGCGGCAUCGAUUGGACAGGUACACAAAGCAGUACUCAAGUCUAAUGGCCAGGCAGUAGCUGUGAAGGUCCAAUAUCCUGGCGUUGCCAACUCCAUCGACUCCGACCUUAGCAACCUUUCCAUCCUCCUAACCGCAUCACGUCUCCUGCCAAAGGGUCUGUACCUAGACAAGACCAUCGCCAACGCCCGAACAGAACUGGGUUGGGAAUGCGAUUAUACGCGCGAAGCCGAAUGCCAAACUCGGUUCCGCAACCUCCUUCAAGACGACACUGAUGUCUUCACCGUCCCUAAAGUCUUCCCCGAAGCCUGUGGCCCCACUGUCCUGACCGCAGAGCUCAUGCACGGUGUCGGCGUCACCAAACUCAAGACUCUAACCCAAGAACAACGCGACUGGAUCGGUACGCAGAUUCUCCGUCUCUGCCUCCGCGAGAUCGUAGAGUUCAAGUUCAUGCAAACCGACCCCAACUGGACAAACUUCCUCUACAACGCCUCCGCCCAGAAGAUCGAGUUGCUGGAUUUCGGCGCUUCCCGAGACUACCCCGACAAGUUCGUCGAGCCCUACAUCAAAAUCCUCAUCGCAGCCUCCAAAGGCGACCGCUCCUCACUGCGCGACCUCUCCAUCGAACUCGGCUACCUCACCGGCAACGAGAGCCCCGCCAUGCUCGAUGCGCAUAUCCAGAGUGUGCUAACGCUUGCCGAACCGUUCAGCGGUAGUGGGCCCGAGAAAUAUGAUUUCAGAGACCAAACGAUUACAGAUAGAGUGCGGGGCUUGAUCCCCGUUAUGGUCAAAGAGAGGCUAGCGCCACCGCCGGAAGAAACGUAUUCGCUUCAUCGGAAACUUUCGGGCGCGUUCUUGCUAUGUGCGAGAUUGGGCUCGAGGGUUCCGUGUAAGGAGCUGUUUAGUAAGGCAGUGGGGACGUGGGAGGGGAAGGCUUCGUUGAAGUAG
Molecule: messenger RNA, 2610 nt
Organism: Alternaria metachromatica
Lineage: Eukaryota; Fungi; Ascomycota; Dothideomycetes; Pleosporales; Pleosporaceae
Exons: 2
Coding region: 1-2610 (869 amino acids)
Biological process (GO): ubiquinone biosynthetic process
Cellular component (GO): extrinsic component of mitochondrial inner membrane
Molecular function (GO): kinase activity
Source: RefSeq, a predicted model, not a curated record